AUGGCUGCCCUCAAGCACCGGCGCACGGCGCUGGAGCGGGUCGAGAAGUUCCUUUCUGACACCUACUUCACUGACUGCAAUCUCCGGGGCAGGCUUUUUGGGGAUCGCUGCCCACUGGCGUCACUCUCCUGCUUCCAGACCCCGCGGCGCAUCCCGUACGAUGAAGCCGUUCGGCAGGAAUUCCGACCUGCUCGAGUGGGAGACUCCUUCGGGCCCACGUGGGAGACUUGCUGGUUUAAAGUGGAGCUGAGCAUCCCCCCGGCAUGGGCAGGGCAGGAAGUGCACCUCAUCUGGGAAAGCGAUGGGGAGGGCAUGGUGUGGCGAGAUGCCCAGCCUGUCCAGGGUUUGACCAAGGAAGGUGAGAAGACCAGCUACAUCCUGACAAGGAGCCUGAAAGAGUCAGAGCCCCACAGGCUGACCCUGUACGUGGAGCUGGCCUGCAAUGGUCUCUUUGGGGCUGGCAAGGGCAGUAUGAUCGCUCCUCCAGACCCUGACAGGAGGUUCACCCUGAGCAAGGCUGAGCUGGUCAUCUUCAACAGAGAUGCCUACGAGCUGCUGCUGGAUCUGGAAAUACUGCUGGACAUGGCCCAGCUCCUCGGGGAGGAAAACCAGAGGAGUUUCCAGGCACUGUACACUGCCAACCAGAUGGUCAACGUGUGUGAUGUGGCAGACCCUACCACCUUCCCUGCUGCCCGGGGCCUGGCCGCAGCCAUCUUCAGCCAGAGGAACGGCGAGAGCCAGCACACCAUCCACGCCCUGGGGCACUGCCACAUCGACUCUGCCUGGCUGUGGCCCUAUGAGGAGACCAUCCGGAAGUGUGCGCGGAGCUGGGCCACGGUGCUGGGCCUGAUGGAGUGCAACCCAGAGCUCACCUUCGCCUGCUCCCAGGCCCAGCAGCUGGAGUGGGUGCGCAGCUGGUACCCUGGGCUCUACGCACGGAUUCAGGACUUCGUGGCAAAGGGGCAGUUCGUUCCUGUUGGAGGCACCUGGGUGGAAAUGGACGGGAACCUGCCCAGUGGGGAGUCGAUGGUGCGGCAGUUCCUGCAGGGGCAGCGCUUCUUCCAGCAGCAGUUUGGCCGGACCUGCUCAGAGUUCUGGCUGCCAGACACGUUUGGCUACUCAGCCCAGCUGCCCCAGCUGAUGCGUGGCUGUGGGAUCAGGAGGUUCCUCACACAGAAGCUCAGCUGGAACCUGGUGAACUCCUUCCCGCAUCACACCUUUUUCUGGGAAGGCAUUGAUGGUUCCCAGGUCCUCACCCAUUUUCCUCCUGGUGAUUCGUAUGGGAUGCACGGACGAGUGGAGGAGGUGCUGAAAACAGUGAAGAACAACAAGGACAAAGGACGGGUGAAUCACAGUGCUUUCCUCUUUGGCUUUGGAGAUGGAGGAGGGGGUCCCACGCAGAAGAUGCUGGACAGGAUGAAGAGAAUGAGUGACACAGAUGGGCUGCCAAGGGUUCAGCUCUCCACUCCUGACCAGCUCUUUUCUGCCCUGGAGCAGGAGUCCUCACAGCUGUGCACCUGGGUUGGAGAGCUCUUCCUGGAGCUGCACAAUGGCACCUACACCACCCAGGCACAGAUCAAGAAGGGGAAUCGGGAGUGCGAGCGAAUCCUGCACGACGUGGAAGUGCUCAGCAGCUUGGCUGUGGCACGGGGCAGUGCCUUCCAGUAUCCUGCCAGCCAGCUGCAGCAGCUGUGGAGGUUGUUGCUGCUCAACCAGUUCCAUGAUGUUUUGCCAGGCAGCUGUAUCCAGCUGGUGGUUGAGGAUGCCCUGCAGUACUAUACAGAGAUCCGCAGGGCUGGAGCCAGGCUGCAGGAGGAAGCUGUGCAGUCCUUGUGCAAGGAGCUGCUGCAGCCCGAGGCUGGCAGUGCCCACAGCAGCCUGGUGCUGAACACUUUGCCCUGGGAACGCACUGAGGUGAUCUCCAGGACUGGGCCAGACGGAAGGGACGCUUUAGCUCUGGUGACAGUCCCCAGCAUGGGCUAUGCUCUAGUGAGGGAGCCAUUGCUGCCCCCUCAGCCUGUAGCAGUCAGGAAGCAGGAGGAUGGCUCCAUCACCAUGGAAAAUGGGCUGAUUGCAGUCUGCCUGGACAGGAUGGGGCACCUCACCUCACUUCAGCUGGUGGGCUCCCAGAGAGAGUCAGUCCCAGAUGGCUGCUUUGCCAACCAGUUUGCACUCUUUGAUGAUGUUCCCCUGUACUGGGAUGCCUGGGACGUGAUGGAUUAUCACUUGGAAACCAGGAAGCCAGUGAGAAGGCUGCUGAAGCCUCUGGAAGUCAGCCUGGCUGGGGGCCUGCGGGGCAGUGCCAGCUUCUCUCUGGAGGUGGGGGAAGGCAGCACCUUGACCCAGGAGGUCAUCCUGGACGCCUCAUGCCCCUACCUCCGCUUCCAGACCCAGGUUGAGUGGAAGGAGGCCCACAAGUUCCUGAAGGUGGAGUUCCCUGUGCAGGUGCGAAGCACAGAGGCCACUUACGAGAUCCAGUUUGGCCACCUGCAGAGGCCAACACACUGCAACACCUCCUGGGACUGGGCUCGAUUCGAGGUGUGGGCUCACAAGUGGCUGGAUGUGUCGGAGCACGGCUUUGGGGUGGCCCUGCUGAACGACUGCAAAUACGGAGCAGCAGCCCACGGCAACGUCCUCAGCCUCUCGCUGCUGAGAGCACCCAAGUCCCCUGAUGCCACAGCAGACAUCGGGCACCACCAGUUCACCUACGCUGUGCUGCCUCACCUGGGGUCCUUCCAGGAUGCUGGUGUGAUCCAGCGUGCCUACGAAUUGAAUUUCCCCCUCCAUGUGGUGCCAGCCAGCUGUGCCCAGUGCCCAGCCUGGAGUGCCUUUUCUGUCAGCUCCCCUGCAGUCGUGCUGGAGGCUGUCAAGCAGGCUGAGGACAGGUCUGAUGCUCUGGUGGUUCGUCUGUACGAGGCUCAUGGCAGCACUGUCGACGCCUGGCUCCAGACCUCCUUCCCUGUUCAGGAGGCGAUGCUCUGUGACCUCCUGGAGCAGCCAGCUGCACAGGGCCGCCUGCCGCUGGAGCCGCAGGGCGUGAGGCUUUCCUUCACACCCUUCCGUGUGCUCUCUGUCCUGCUGGUCUUGAGGCACUGACACACUCCAUCACCCUUCCUGAUGCUCUGGCAACCUGGACCAGCACUGUGAGCUUCCCCCAUCCCAAGAGCUGUGCAAGAAGGUGGUCCCAGGGAAGGGCAGAGCCUUCCCUUCACCAGCAGAGAGCAGUGCUCAAGAACCACCACAUU
This is a messenger RNA of Indicator indicator, 3245 nucleotides long. RefSeq names its product mannosidase alpha class 2C member 1 (gene MAN2C1). Lineage: Eukaryota; Metazoa; Chordata; Aves; Piciformes; Indicatoridae. The coding region runs from base 1 to 3096 and encodes 1031 amino acids. Gene Ontology annotation, molecular function: alpha-mannosidase activity; carbohydrate binding. The record is from RefSeq and is a predicted model, not a curated record. The transcript has 26 exons. Gene Ontology annotation, biological process: mannose metabolic process; oligosaccharide catabolic process.